This is a messenger RNA of Bursaphelenchus xylophilus (pine wood nematode), 3645 nucleotides long. Lineage: Eukaryota; Metazoa; Nematoda; Chromadorea; Rhabditida; Aphelenchoididae. The record is from the annotation of a GenBank genome assembly.
AUGCGAUCGCUAUUUCCUGUGUUCGUCGUGAUUGGCCUUGCAUUGAGUUAUGGCAAACCACUUAAUGGAACGACCUUGAAAUUGAUCAAGAUUCCGUUAAGACGGACUCAGAAUGAAAUCACUCCAGUUGAACGGCGUAAGUGAAUUUUGACAACUUACGAAGUCACCCUUCCGUUUUAUGCAACCUAAAGUCAAUGUCAUUUCCAGCAAAUGAAUCGUUACUGGAAAUGGAACGACUAGAUAGGAUAGACUCUGCCGGAAUUUUCGAAAUAAGACUGCAGGAUGACAAGAAAUGGCAGAGAUUCCGAGACUACAAGAAUGUCGAGUACGUUGGGAGUGUUUCUAUUGGAAAUCCUCCGCAAGAGUUUAGCGUGGUCUUGGACACGGGCUCAGCGGACUUCUGGGUACCCAGUGUAGACUGCUAUGUUCGAUGCCAUGAAUUUUGCCGAGUUGGUAAGGAAGAGAAAUCAAAAUAUUCUCUUCUUGGACUCUAUUAAUCAACCCCGUUGAUUCUAGAGGCUUUCGGCAAGUACUUCUGCGCCUCUCCGUGCAGAGUAAAUGCAAAUGAAACCAUGCCUGCAACGGCAUUUACUUGUUCGAACAAAGCCACCUACAACGAAACACAGUCGGAUACAUUUGAGGAUGCAAACGGCUACUUUGUAAUACAGUAUGGAACUGGAAGUGCCCGAGGCAAAUUAGGGUUUGAUGAUGUUUGGCUGGGUGAUCCGUCAACUCCCGAUCAGUCCUUACAGAUCAAAAAAGUAGGCAUGAUUCGAUGCAUCUGAUGAGUUUAGGUGAGCUUCGGCAGGGCCAAUAGCAUGGCCAAGUUUUUCGAAAACACAGAGCUCGAUGGAAUUUUGGGCCUUGGAUUUCGCUCGUAUUCCGUGGCUGAUUCUGAUCCACCAUUUGUUAAAGUAAGUGUACCAGGAAAAGAUGACCAUUGCUGUCGUUGAAGGGCCGAAUUGUCAUCCUUUUUAUAGGCCUACAAAGACAAACUGGUCGAUCCAAUCUUUACAGUGUGGAUGAAAAUGACCGAAACUUUUGGGGCUGAUGGUGGCCAAAUAACUUAUGGAGGGGUGGACGAAGAUCAUUGUGACAGCACUACACCAGAUCGGGUGGAUGUAAAAUUAUCACAAGCGGGAUAUUGGCAAUUCAAAAUUGAGAAAGUUAAAAUCGCUGCGGACGGGGGAAAGCCGUAUACACUUGCAAACGUAGAGAGGUUUGAUGUAAGAGAUUGAUGAAGCUAAUAUUGUGUUAAUCAAAUUUAGGCCAUCUCAGACACGGGUACGAGUUAUGCAAUCAUCCCUAAUCCCCUUUUUGAUGAACUGGCAGCAAUUUCUCACAGCACAGUCUAUGGCGGCACUAUUCGUGUUGACUGUGAUGCAAAGUUUGAAAUUGUUUUCACCGUUAAGGAUGUGAAUGGCAAAGGUUAGUGUUGAAAGCCGUUUUUAAUGUGCUGUAAAUUUAUCUGUAAAUCUUUCAGAGCGAGACAUUUCAAUGACCGAAAAACAUCUCGUAUUACCAAACAAGAACAACAAGGAAUGUGUCGUUGCGGUCAGCAAACAGAACAAAGAUCCGGUGGCCGUUAUUGGGACCCCUUUAAUGCGAGCGUACUGUAAUAUCCAUGACAUGGAAAAGAAAGUUAUAUCGUUUACCACUAUAAAAAACGCUACAUAAUAUGUAUCUACGGCUUUUUUGGUAUAAACCCGUUCUUUCAACAUCAUCUUUAUCGUGUUGUGUCAGCUUAAAACAGUAUAUUGUGCGCACAUGACAUCAUGUUCAUGAGCUGUGUUGUCGAAGAAUUUUAUUUUUUUUAGCGGUGUUGAUAUUUUUAAGACAUCGGUGUAAGAGGUGUAAUAUUUAUAUACAAUGUUAAGCCACCGCUGCUUUCUGCCUUACUUUAUUACUGUGUAUUGUAACAUCCACAGCAUCGGAGCUAAUAGAAUUGUUUGAACUUCUCAAAAGAAUUUCAAAAAUUUAAGUGGGUUGUAUGGCAAGAAAGAAGAUUCUGGGGAUUUUAAACAGCUCAAAUAUGAUGGAAUUUGAUUGGAUGAUUUCUUUUUGUAUUCGAAAAGCGCGCAUCCUUUAAAUAAUGUAAUUAAGGAAUGUGUUUAACAGAUUUAUCUAGAAUUCGUACCUUAUGAUAAGCCUGUUGUUUCUUUGGAUGGAACUCAUUAAUUGUCUGGUUAUCAUCUUUCUAUUUCCGAACACGUUCAACGCACAUUUCUGGGCUUUUCCAAACGAUGAUCAGCGUUCGAAAUUUAAUUUUUCUUUUAUUUGUUGAACUUGUCGCGUCCAUAAAACACCGUGUGAACCUAAGUAAAGUUGAACGGAAGAUUUAUGGCGCCAGGAACGUCCCGCUAAAUCUAGUGCCAGACCAUGAUUAUAUUGGUAAGAUGGGUCAUUUAUCAAAAUAUAAAUAGUCAUUUAGGCCGAGUAUCGAUUGGGGAUCCUCCACAAUUCUUUCAUGUUGCAUUUGAUAUUAAUUUGGGGAAUGUUUGGGUGCCGGACAUUGAAUGUGAAUGUACCGCUAGAUGUAGUUUGAGUAAGUUAAAAUCCGCUAACUUUUGUUAUGUAAUCUACCGAAAGAGUUUAGAAUUUCUUUGCAAAUCGCUGUGUAAAGCGCACUGCUGUGAGAAGAAGAAGAUUGGAAGCAAUUCGAAUCAAAGCAUUGCAAUUUUGCCAACAAAUGCAGCGAGGGAUGGCAUUCUAAUCCCAGUGUGCGAUAAGCGUUCCAAAUACAAUAAAGAAAUUUCCAAAACGUAUCUCCAAGGUGAGAUAAACGUGAUCACAUCUAGAACUUCAUUAUGCAGAUGAUCGGGAGUGGAAGAUCCGAUAUGUUGACGGCAAAGCCUCUGGAAAACUAGCUAUCGACAGUUUAAGGCUCGGCGACGCGCUUAAUUUCUCUCAGACAACGAUUGGCCUUGCUACUAGCUUUCCCGAUGGCUACAAGGACGUUUUAUACGAUGGUGUCUUUGGUCUGUCAAGGGAAUCUGCAAUCGAAUAUGACGGGUUAGAAAGUCCGAUUGGCCAAGCAAUCAGGCAAGGGAUACUUGACGAGCCGAUGAUUACUUUAUGGCUAGAUGGCAGCGGAAAGGUUGGAAAUACCGAGCCAACUGGGAUGAUUACUUUUGGCGGUAUGGAUAGUAAUCAUUGCGGGUUCAUAUCUGAAUACUUGCCUGCUUUGGGGAAUGACUGGAAGAUAAUGCUAAAGAGGGUUCGGAUUGAUAAUGUAAUUAGUUCAAGAGAUUGGACGGUGAGUAAUCGUGAAUAAAUUAAUCCCCAUUUCAGGUAGAGCUAGACAUGUCUUAUCCAUAUAUUGGUGGACCCAGAAGCGCACUUUAUGGACUCGCCGAGACCAUUCGAGCUUCAUACGAUCAUUUCCAAGAUGUCUAUUACAUUGAUUGCAACGCAGAGUUUAGCCUUAUGCUCACCUUCGAGCAGAAAGAAUAUCCAGUAUCAUCCAAGCAACUCAUUUACAAGGACAAACGGAACAAGCAAGGAGAAUGUGUGCUAGCUUUCCAAAACUACUACAAUCUUCAAGUGGAUUGGCGGAUAGGCUCACCAUUCCUUCGAGAAUACUGUGUUACCCUAAACUUUGAUGGAAAAGUUGGGAUUUCAUUUCCGUAUCAAUUUGGUGGGUAA